AUGUCCUACCUCGACGAGCUCUUCGGCCUCACCGGCAAGACUGCACUCAUCACGGGCGCCACCCGCGGCAUCGGCGCCGACAUGGCUGUCGCCCUCGCCAAGGCAGGCGCAGACAUCAUCCUCGUGCAGCGCAACACCACCAACACGGAUACCAAGGGGCGGAUUGAGGCGGUCGGCCGCAAGGCCGACAUUGUCGUGUGUGAUCUCGCCGACGCAAAGGCUGUUGGCGAGCUUAUUCCGUCUGUCACCCAGACUCGCGUGCUUGACAUUGUGGUCAACUGCGGCGGUAUCCAGCGCCGCCACCCGGUCGAGGUGUUCCCCGACAACGACUGGAACGAGGUGCUGCAGGUUAACCUGAACACUGUGUUCCAGAUCACGCGCGAUGCGGGCCGGCACAUGCUCGAGUCUAGGGGUGGGGUUGCAGGAGCCGAGGGUAAGGAGUGGAAGAGCAAUGGCAAGAUUAUCAACAUCUCGUCGUUGGUUGCGUUCCAGGGCGGUCUUAAUGUCGUUGCGUACGCUGCGGCCAAACACGGUGUCCAGGGUAUUGUCAAGUCGUUCUCGAAUGGCUGGGCGGCCAAGGGCGUCAACGUCAACGCUAUCGCCCCCGGGUACAUUGCGACGGACAUGAACGAGGCCCUCAUUGCGGACAAGGACCGCUCGCGCCAGAUCCUCGAGCGUAUCCCGGCCGGGCGCUGGGGCACACCCAAGGACUUUGAGGGCGCGAUCGUCUACCUCGCCUCGGCCGCGUCCGACUACGUCUCAGGCGAGUGUGUCGUCGUCGACGGCGGGUGGAUGGGCCGGUAG
Messenger RNA from Cutaneotrichosporon cavernicola, 804 nucleotides. RefSeq lists its product as uncharacterized. The record is from RefSeq and is a predicted model, not a curated record. Lineage: Eukaryota; Fungi; Basidiomycota; Tremellomycetes; Trichosporonales; Trichosporonaceae. Bases 1 to 804 code for a protein of 267 amino acids. The transcript has 3 exons. Gene Ontology annotation, molecular function: oxidoreductase activity, acting on the CH-OH group of donors, NAD or NADP as acceptor.